GUCAAAUUUGAAUUUUCGUCUGUUGCUUGUUGUUUGUCGCAUUCAGAUUAUUAUUGUUUGCGAAUUACACAUUUUCUAACUGUAGAACACAUAAUUGUGACUAAAAUGAAUGAAGAAAAGUUGAGUAGUGAUAAGGUGCCUCAGAAGUUCGCAGAAUGGUUGCUGUCCAUGGGUUGUCCGCCGGAUAAAGUGCCUACUGUUGACAAACUAUCAGAAAUGUGCCGCGGCCAGUAUUACAUGGUGUGGCGCAGUCUGAUGGAGCAUGUAGAGCCUAAGGAGGUCAUCAGACAGAAGAGGCUGCAAGUCUUCAAUGAUGAUGUGCAGAGGUGUAGGAAAACUAAUGCUUUUUGCAAGCCUGAUUCAAGCACAAUAGUGCCAGAAGAGCUGACUCUAUGGAAGCAACAGACUACCCUGCGGGAGAGAGUGCAAGACGCAGAGACCAGAGUGCAGCAAGCCAGGCAGGAGCUCAACCAGCUCGUGGAUAAAGUGUCCAGCAGAUUAUCGCACCGCAACCUCGCCCGCGCCCGCGUGGCGGCGGCCCAGCGCCGCGCCUGGCUGCUGCAGCAGUUGGGCGAGGAGCUGCGCGCCAAGAGAGACAGCUUGAAUGAAGCCAGGACCAUCGCCGACUCGCUGUGCAGCUUCGAUGACUGUUCUGAUGUUGAGAACAAGCUAGACAAGUUGACCAGCCGCCGGCAGACCCCGCGUGCCCCCGCGGCGCUGUCCGUCAGUAUGGCGCCACUCGCCAGCUCCUCCAUCACGUCCAACGGCGGAGAUAUGAACGACUCGGAGGAGCAGAUAUCGUCCCUGGUGAGGUGCGGCGGCGCGCUGUGGCCCCAGCUGUGUGAGCGACGCGCCGCGCUCACUGCCGCGCUCGCUGCCACUACCGACCGGGACACUAGCGAUACUAACAGGAUAACUCCCCAAUGGGUGCUCUCCCACACGGCGUCCCUGCAUUGCUCGCUCGCGCUCAACUCCGUGAAGAACAAGGUACACACCAAGCGCGCACAGAAGAAACUAGCCGACUCACUCACACAGAUCAAUGACUACCUCUCAGGCGAGGCAUGUGAGCUGCUAGUAGUGCGCUGUGAGCGUGCGCGGGCGCAGGCUCGGGUGGACACUCUACGGACGUUGCACGAGGAGGUGACGUCACGGACCGGAGUGUUCGAGGCCGCCGGGGGGGCUCCAGAUACCCAGGCUACCAGGCAUAUACUGGCUAUUGAUAAGGCUAUUGAAUCGAAACGCGACGAGCUGAAACGUCUAAUUACGUCACUGGCUGUAACGGAGCGCAAGAUACAUAAUGUGAGGGAAUGUCUGACCACUGUGUUCAAUGGCUUCCACACCGACACCGGGUGCCAGGGGGACAGGUUCGGAGGUCAGUUAUCCCUACCACAAGAGUCAAUAUCAACAUUGCGACGUUUUUACGAAGAGAGGAGAGACAGAAAUAGGAACAAAGUCAACUUAAGCAUGGACCUCGAUACUUCGGAGAACUGCUCCUAUGAUGCUGCAGAAAAUAUGAACCCGACCUUCACUGAUGAGCUGAAGGUGUACCUGAAGAAGUUUAAGCUGGAAAAUAACAGAAAAUUGGUGCUAGACAACGGCGAAAAGGUGUGGAUAUUUGAAACGCUCCAAUCAUCAGUGGACCGCUUACAUUCGAGCUGGCAGCGCGAUGACGUCACGUGCUCGCUCGUCUGUCCGUCCGUCAGUCUGUCACGCAAUCUACAGAGGAUUAUACUGACCGUGCAGAAGAAAUAUGAAAUGGAAGCGUUGGUGAAAGUUCUCGAAAGUUCUUUGAGAAGGGAUGUGUCUAUAGAUAUAUCAUCAGAAACGGAAGAGGAGACCAACACAAUAGAUAGAAUUAAAAAGCGUCUCAACGACAACCUGGUAGCCUUGCAGAAGACUGUGAAGACCCUGGACCUGGGACAGGAGAACCUUCAGCUCUGGUCCGAUAACUCCAUGAAGAAAUACAUCUCUUCCAACAGAACCAUUGAUGGGAAGACCUAUAAGGAGUAUGAAGCUAAUUAUUUAGAGAGCUUGAAUCUUAAUAUGUAGGAACAUAUGAAUGGAUUAUUAAGGAACCUAUAAACUGGGUGAUUUUUCAAAAAACUUUAACUUUUAUUUAACAAAUCAUUAUUCUCCCGCAUUAUUAAGCAUCGUGGUAGCUUAUUAUCAUCCUUAUUUUUAUUGGAUUGGUUGAGAGCAGUGUCACAGUUUAAUUUAUUGAAACCAAAUUUUGUGUUUCAAUCAACAGAAUUGUUAACUUUUGGUUGAGGAUAAUGACGCCGUUAACUUUUUGUGAUUUUUAUUGAAGAAUCACCCAACUACAAGUUUUUAAACUGGCAUGGUCACUAACACUAUCAUUAGAACUUAAGACGGGAUAUUUACCAUGUUUAUUUAUGUCUAUGGGUCAAAACUGACCAGGAAGGCACUUUUGAACGUCAAAGCAAAUAUAAUGAUAUUAUUAACGUCCUGUCUGUCAGUCAGUCCUCCAAUGAAGCUAUUUGCUCGUUCCAAAGUGUAUAUUCCUAUGCAGAAGAACGAGUAAGAAACUCCAUAGGCUACUCUUUUUUAAUCAGAUUCACAAGACAAUUCUUGGUUACAUUGUUUCGAUUGCUUUAACUAUGUGAAAACAAUGUAAAACUAAUAUUCAGUCAAAGUGAUAGGAAAAGAAAAUAACCUUGAGGAUUUCCGAUUUCCGAUGGGUUUCCGAUUCAUCCUUGUUCAUGGCGCUUACAACAGUGUCGAAAUAUAGGAAACUCAUAGACAUUUUUUCAUUAAAUUUCUGUUUAUGUAUAUGUCAUUUCAUCAGAUUUUUUACAGAUCUUUGGUUGUGAUGUGAUGUAAUCGUACAACUGUGUUGUGAAUUUAGGGAACAGAGAGUAAAGUUCCCUAAGAAAAGGAGGAUCCUCCGACCAGGCGAGGUGAUCAGCCUGGCGGGCUUUCUGCCCAACUGUUGUUCGUUGGGAUUUUCUAUCCGUGUUAAUUCGCAUGUAAACUUCGUAUGUGCGAUGCAGGAUAUUUGUGACGUCAUCCAUUGAUUUGCUCGUCGAUAGUCUAUGUGCGACUUCUGUCAUCUGUCACUUGUCAAUGUGUCGCCACAUGAAAUAUAAAAAUAAAUAACAUUGUAAAUUAAAUUUCUGUAGAGAACAAAACUUUAAUAUCUUACAAAUAUGUAGUAUCUUCGUUAUACAUCACACCAUUUGCACCUCAAAGAGGUUUCUAAUGCGCUUUUUAGGUCGACUUGUAACUGUAAUAAAAUCUGAGAAUCUUAAUUACACAAACUUCUAAGGGUGCUAUUCCACCAGAAAUGUUCUAUGCUGCGUUUCUGUGGAUGCGUUUGACUUCCACCAAUCAUAUUCAUUGGUAGACACAGCUUAGCACUGGUGGAAACAGACUCGGCUCAGCUAUGUUUUUUUAUAUAAAAAAAUGCGUGCUGUGAAUGGCUUUCCUAUUAUUAAUACAUCGCAUCGAACUGCGUAUCUUCCUCGCACAGCUACAUAGCUUAGUAUCAGUGGUAACGGUCACAUAGUUUUACAGCUUAACUAUUACAUAAUCGUAGCAUAGCUACAUAGCUUAUUUUUGGUGGAAAAGCACCCUCAUUCAAGCAAGCUUGGCGAUUAAACGUAGAUUAUGAUGGGAUAACAGUAUGAAAAAUACAUCACAAUUUAGUAGUAAAACUAUCUAAUCAUACUCUAAUGCCUCGUUCGUAUAUAGCGAAGUAUGUUUAACGACUGUAAUGUUGUACAAUUUAACUUUAAAUAAAUAAAUAGUAGCUCUCUCUCACUUCUGUCCUAAAAUCGAAGCGAGAGAGAACUACUAAAUACUAGCUACUUGUACUACUACUACUACUACUACUAACGAACUAACGUAUUGUGAAUAAGGCAUUACUAUAGCAAUACUUUUACUUCGUUGUAAUUUUAAUAAAAUUAAUAAUAUGCACCCAACUAAAACAUCGAAUACGUUCCUUCAGCUGUGUUUACGCUUAUAUUGUAAUAAUGAAAGCACAAUUCUAUGUAUUUAAUCUUAGUUAUAUACAAGUUUUAAAUAAAUGCCUACA
Molecule: messenger RNA, 4054 nt
Organism: Spodoptera frugiperda (fall armyworm)
Lineage: Eukaryota; Metazoa; Arthropoda; Insecta; Lepidoptera; Noctuidae
Exons: 13
Coding region: 106-2049 (647 amino acids)
Biological process (GO): spindle assembly
Cellular component (GO): HAUS complex
Source: RefSeq, a predicted model, not a curated record